Messenger RNA from Protomyces lactucae-debilis, 1032 nucleotides. RefSeq lists its product as uncharacterized. Gene Ontology annotation, cellular component: cytoplasm; nucleus. The coding region runs from base 1 to 1032 and encodes 343 amino acids. Lineage: Eukaryota; Fungi; Ascomycota; Taphrinomycetes; Taphrinales; Protomycetaceae. The record is from RefSeq and is a predicted model, not a curated record. The transcript has a single exon.
AUGAGACGGGCUCAGCUACUCGCAGCGCAUAAACAAGCUGCUCAACCAGAGCAUGUCACUGCCUUUCGAGCUGCUGAGAAAAAGUAUAAAUCAAGGGUCCCACCACCCGACUAUAGCCAGAUCAUCGAAGUAGCUACGUUGCCUGGAGAAGCAAUCCAAGUAAGCUGCGUGAUUGAUGGACAAGAGCUCUUUGGGCAAGACCUCAAAAUAUGCCUGCUAUCAGGGCAUCCCGGCAUUGUCAUUUUGCCAGGCGCUUUAAAACCAGAAGCACAGCGUUUGCUUGUCGAAAAGCUCCUCACCAACACUGCCAAGGCGCCGAAUGCUUGCAAUCUAGACACACAUUAUGUCAUGCCUAAACGCGGGCUAUGGGCUUGCUAUCAAGAUGCUUUGGACGGUCACGACAUCCUGAUCCAAGCCAAACAUGAGCUGGAGCCCACCACCGAAAAGCUGCCAGACGGUCGUCGCUUGAUCGACGGGACGCCAGACUUGUCCAUGUCGGCGAAAAAGCCUGCUCCUCCAUCGCAAACUGUGCAAAGCGAACUUGCUUCCACACUCAUGGCCAAGCUACGUUGGACAAAUCUUGGUCUCGAGUACCACUGGACCAGCAAGAGUUAUCAACUUACUGAUCCAAUACCUGUGCCACAAGAAUGGACAGACCUCUCUCGCGCAGUCGUCUCUGCUUUAGGCCUCGACUUUCAACCGGAAUCCGGCAUUGUCAACUACUACCAGCUCAAGUCAACACUCAUGGCUCACGUGGAUCAGUCGGAAGUCGCUCAACAGCCUCUCGUUUCUGUAUCGCUUGGUCAUUCUGCAGUCUUCUUGCUGGGUGGCGAAUCGCGUGAUGUGCCGCCCACCGCCCUCUACCUGCACUCUGGCGAUGUCCUCGUCAUGAGUGGCCCAGCUCGCCGCGCCUUUCAUGGCAUCCCACGCAUCAUUGAAGGUUCACUGCCUGCGCAUUUUCAAAAUUGGGGUCACUAUACAACGUACCUGAGUACAACGCGUAUCAAUGUCAACAUUCGUCAAGUUUUUUGA